GUUCGUGUCAAUCGCAGGCAGCGCGCACGCUGCUUUAAUGGUGUCAUCCGUGCGUUCACCAGGCACAGCAGACACAUACCCAGAGCAGGACGCAGGCAGGCUCCCAGACUAUCUGUCCCGUCGCUGGAGCCGAAGAAAUUCCGCGGCAGAGCGGGAACGAGGGCUGUCAGAGCUGCUGUGGGGAGAUCCCGGAGACUUCCCUGGAGAUAGGAUUAUCCUGCAUCCGUAGCCCGCACCAACACACACACACACACCGCAAACACACACACAGACACCACAAACACACACAUACUCCACAAACACACACAUACACACACACACACCGCAAACACACACACAGACACCACAAACACACACAUACUCCACAAACACACACACACACACACCGCAAACACACACACACACACUACAAACAUACGCACAAAGGAAACCCAGCCAGAAGGAGCAAGUCUGGGGAUUGAAACCCUGCUCGCAGAAGAAAAAGGAACAAGCGUGCAAGCAGCUCUGCCAGGAUGUCCAAGCUAGUGGAGGUGAGGAUGGAAGAAUGUAACCUGACGACUGAGAAGCCUCCGAUCAAGGUGCCCAUCUGGAAACGGCUGGGGAGGAACCUGAGGAAGAACCUGCUACUGUCUCUCACGGUGUUUGGUGUGAUAUUCGGUGCGUUCGCUGGAGGACUGCUGAGAUAUGCAGGCCGCAUACACCCCGACAUCGUCAUGAUCAUAGCCUUCCCGGGAGACAUCCUCAUGCGGAUGCUGAAGAUGCUCAUUCUCCCUUUAAUCGUCUCCAGUUUAAUCACAGGUCUGUCUGGUCUCGAUGCGAAGGCCAGUGGGCGGCUGGGCACCAGAGCCAUGGUCUAUUACAUGACCACCACCAUCAUUGCCGCUGUGCUCGGCGUGAUCCUCGUCCUGGCUAUUCACCCCGGAGAUCCUGCACUGAAGAUUCAGCUUGGGGAAGGGAAGAAGAACGAUGAGGUCUCCAGCUUGGAUGCCUUCCUGGAUCUCAUCCGGAACCUCUUUCCCGAAAACCUGGUCCAAGCCUGUUUUCAACAGAUACAAACAGUCACCAGUAAAGUGGAGAAUCCUUCUGAGGAUCAGAACAUUACCAACGUCUCGGCGAUCAUGAUGGAAGUUGUGAAUGAGACCCUUGGAGAACCGGAUGGACCUAGCUACACGAUCACAAAGAGCUUACAGUACAAAAAUGGGAUGAACGUGUUGGGUGUGAUUGGCUUCUUCAUUGCUUUUGGCAUUGCCAUGGGCAAAAUGGGGGAGAGGGCGCAGCUAAUGGUGGAAUUCUUCAACAUCCUCAACGAGAUCAUCAUGAAGCUGGUGAUAAUGAUCAUGUGGUAUUCGCCCCUGGGUAUCGCCUGUCUGAUUUGUGGAAAGAUUGUGGCCAUAAAAGACUUGGAAACGGUGGCCAGGCAACUGGGCCUGUACAUGGUGACAGUAAUCACUGGUCUUAUCAUCCACGGAGGCAUCAUUUUACCGCUGAUUUACUUUUCGAUAACCAGGAAAAACCCUUUCUCCUUCUUAGCAGGCAUCUUCCAGGCCUGGAUCACCGCUCUUGGGACGGCAUCCAGUGCUGGGACCCUGCCCGUCACCUUCCGCUGUCUGGAGGACAACCUGGGUAUUGACAAGCGGGUGACCCGAUUUGUUCUCCCAGUCGGGGCCACCAUCAACAUGGACGGGACUGCCCUCUACGAGGCUGUGGCUGCCAUAUUUAUCGCCCAGAUGAACAAUAUCCAUUUGGAUGCGGGGCAGAUAGUGACUGUGAGCCUGACAGCAACCCUGGCCAGUAUUGGAGCGGCCAGUAUCCCCAGUGCCGGGCUGGUCACCAUGCUGCUGAUUCUCACCGCCGUCGGCCUCCCCACUCAAGACAUCAGCCUCCUCGUGGCCGUCGACUGGCUGCUGGACAGGAUGAGGACCUCGGUGAAUGUUGUGGGCGACUCGUUCGGGGCCGGCAUCAUCUACCACCUGUCGAGGGAGGAGCUGGCGAACAUCGACUCCCAGCAUGCCCUGCUCGAGGACGGGAGAAUGGCCAAGACAUCCUUCAUGCACGAAGGCAUCAAGACCCACUACGAAAACACCGCGAGCCAGGCCAAUUACUCAGACAACUCUGCCCAGCCAGGAGAGGCCAAGGUGACCAAGGCCACCAAUGGCACAGCUGCCGACUACACAAUUGUUGAGGAGGAACCUUGGAACCGGGAGAGCUGAGGAGAUUGGGGAACCCUGAUCCCGUCACCCAUGAGGUCCAACCUCCCCCUCCCCCGUCCCCCCCACCCCCCCCCCUGAAGCUCGCUUCUGUUGAAACCGUUCGUCCGACAGGAAACAAGCAAAUAAUAACACGUCAAAAAAUCUCAAUUGUACUUUUAUGUAAAAUGUGGUUAGUGCAAAGUCCGAGUAGUAAGCUGGUGAAGGGGGACGCCUGGGGUUUUACCAGUUACUGCAUAGUUCUUUACAGGUCUCCAUACGGCCACUCGGGAAAGAGGAAGGAGCCCAGUUCGAAGAAGCAAGUUUGUAAGCACAAGACUACAAGCAGCCCAGGCACCGUGUAUGUGUCUCACCACUACCCCUUGCCCUGCCUGAGAGUAAUGUGAGUUGUUUAUGUUGUAAGGGAAGACAAUGACAUUGUUGCACACCCAGGGUUUAACCCUCUUCUCUUUGCUCUACUGGUUUUGCCGACUUGUAUUGUAAUCAAGCACAUCGUUUAGACCUAACUGGUUGGCACAGGCCAUUCUCAGGGAAGUGAUCUGGUUUAAUGCGUGACACUGCCAUUAGUGAGAGCCGCAAGUGCAUUAGUCCAGCGAUGUACUCCCCCAGUUCUGUUUUCCCCCUCUCUCCCCCCCCCCCGGGCAUGUCCCUCGCACUGUGCUCUGGGCAAUGUGCCUCAAUGCAAUCAGAGCAGCCAACAGGCAAAGCUGAGCACUUCCUCGUAGAUCAAGCUUCAGUAUUUGCCCAGGGGCCUGCCGUUGGGGGAGAGGGUGGAGGAAUAACCUGCAGUGCCAGCUCCACACUAGCCUGGUUCUUCACUGCCUCGGGACAGUGCAGAUCCUCUCCCUGUCCCGAAUCCCUCAACCUGACAGGCCCUGGGGGAAGCAGAUCCUGAAAGAUUCGCACCAGAUUCCCUCAUUUUAGGUCCCCCGAGGGGGCCUGAGAGGGGGGACAAGGUUCAAUAUCCCAGCGGCCAAGAUGUCCAGGGCACUGGGUAUCCUGACAGAGCCGCCCUCUGGCCCAGCCUCUCCUUUUCUCCCAAUGCUUCCACAUAUUCUUCCCAUGUCCCCGCACCUCUCGGGAGACCCUCAAGCACAAGACAGAGUUGGGGCUGCUCAUGCGAGGAAUAGCUGAAGUUCACCCACCUUUGGCUCAGACCAGGCAGCUUCUACGAGGGCCAUUGCCGAGAUGGGGAGCUUCGGAGAUACUUCUCAAUGGCGCGUCCCAACCUUUGUAAGUCCACAUCACCAGCAAGAUGGAGUUCUCAGCUGACCCCGUUAUCGAGCUCUUCAAACAUUGAUCUUGGACCAUGGUGCCAGAUCCAUGCUGACCCAAUAUCUUGCAUAUAUCUCCUUCAACCAGGUGCCUAAUUCUAAUCAUCACUUACUUUAACUAAAAGCAGCUUAGGCACCUGACUAAUCCACCCCCGACUAUCCAGUUCAAACUAAAAACCUUACUAGCUUGAGUUGCCUUGCUAGGUUGGGAGGGUAGGGGUGAGUAGGUGAAUUGUUUUGUUACUCCUGAACCCAUCCCACUUGACACCCCACCCCUUGUAAUGACAGCAGCCAACGUGGGUAAAUCUGGGCUCUUGACCCAAACGAGGGCAAAGCAGCCAUUCUCAACUGUGAAUGUUUUGCCUUUGAUGGCGCCCAUCCACCCACUGGGUAGAAUGGUGCUGGGUAAAUAUUCUCCGUACACAACCCGUUCCCCAGACCCUGCCUGAGACACCAGCACCAUGGACAAGCACAAGUAUUAUGUCGAACUUUUCUCUCUGCCAAUUCAAAUGUCUCAAAGUUUCACAAGAGUGCCAAAUGAUGCCCAAUGUCCUGGGGCUCGGUUCGGCCACAAAGAAGUGAGGGAGGAUAUUUGGCUCAGGAAUGUCUUCUGCUGCCAAUCCUUGGCCCGAGGAUCGCAGACGUAGACUCUACCUGAGCAUCCUAACCCUCGUGUGCAGGGGAUGGGUGAAUUUUUAUUUAAAAACAUCGUUCGCCUUGCAUAACAGGCAUACUCUAUUGCACUCGUGCAAUUAGAUCUCAAAAGCUCUCUGCUGAGAGAUUCCACAGAUGGAAGAACUUCCCGGAGAGCAAUCUUUGAAGCAGAUUUGAAUUGGCUUCAAGGAUGCAGUUGGUUCAUGCUGUUCAGUGUUAACUGGUUUUCUACUUUCUCAGAGUGUCUCCUUGAGCUGUUGUAAUACUGUGGACUAUUAUUAAAUUUUGUACUUGUGUCUAAUGUAAAUCUUGCAUGAUAUUUAGUGCACAUACUACUUUGAAGCAAUCGGGCGACAUUGGAUGUUAAUUGUUCUUAGUUUUUACGCCAUAACUUCUUAACCUCAGCUUUCCAAACUCCCUAAAAGAACUUGGUUUGCCUUUUGAUAGUUAAAGUUUAGCAGGUGUAGGAAUCUGCGUGUGUGCGUGUGUGCGUGUGUGAGAGAGAUUAUCCCCACCGCUAAUGGAUUGUAAAAUGCAGGGCGUUGGGAAGAGAAAUAGUGUGGAGGGGAGAGAAGAAGUGUGGAGGCUGGUACCUGGGAUGACCGCCAGGAACCGAGAGGGUUGGAAGAUGAGAAGAUCGUGUCGGGAGAUAUUCCCACAGCCACCCGUAAUCCAACAAGUGAGAGGUCCCUUCCCUGUGGGUCCUUCGGUGGAAACUGGGUAGUGGAUUCGGGAGGGACCAUGUGUCAGCUGAGCUUGACCAGUGAAGGUGUUGGUUGCUUACGUGAGUUGCCAAGAAUGAAUGGGGCAGCCCAGCCAAGAAUAAAAUGGAAUAUUAAUACUUUUGGAGCAGGAGGGAGAGUGUGAUGGAAUUAGUAGCAAAUUGUCAGAUGGGAUGAAAACGUCCAGUGAAGUGUGAAACAGUUGGGGAAAUCUUGCAAACCGAUGCACUGCUCUUACAAAAGCCAAUACUUCCACACAAAGCACACAAUUUCCUGAUCCCCUCCUCCCCCACUACUCCCAGCACCCUGCCCCAUCACUCCCUCUCCCCAACAACCCCCCGAUAUCCUUGAAAGUGAUUUAAAAAAAUCCCAGAUGCUGGAAGUUUUGAAAUGGAAGCAAGAACACUCAACAGGCCAGGCAGCAUCUAUGGAGGGAGAAACUGAUCAAAGAUCAUUGACCUGAAAUAUUAACUCAGCUUCUUUCUCCACAGAUGCUGUCUGACCUGCCAACCAUGUCCUGCAAUAAAUUAAAUAGUAAAAACAAAUUUGCAUGAGAUCUCUGCAAGUGAUUGAGAUGGGGUGGGGGGUCAGCCUAGAGUGCCAGGACCAUUGCAGGCCACAGCUAAGGAUCACAGUUUAAACUGUGGGCUUGCCUUUUCCCCGUUAAGGUGCAUAAGAUCCAAGAUUAAGGUGCAUAAGCUCCUGGUAUCAGAUGUGCGGCAGAAUAACUAUAGGAGCAGUUUCCAUAGCCACCAUCAGUAUCCUUCAGAUGCUGAUGUACAGUGAGUGAAGAGGCACCAUGCUGGGCUAGUUUGCAGAUAUGUCUGCUUCAAAGACAAAUGAUGUGUUGCUUCCAGCCUUUGAUGCAAUCUGCUGGGAUGGAGCAUUCUUACAAUUCUGAGUGAGCGUCAGAGGUUUGCAGCUCAGCUUUUAUUCCGGAUGCCUGCAAGAGGGAGUCUAGCUCCAACACACCUCACUUUCAACCCCUCUC
Molecule: messenger RNA, 5848 nt
Organism: Amblyraja radiata (thorny skate)
Lineage: Eukaryota; Metazoa; Chordata; Chondrichthyes; Rajiformes; Rajidae
Product: excitatory amino acid transporter 2
Exons: 11
Coding region: 513-2210 (565 amino acids)
Biological process (GO): L-glutamate import across plasma membrane; L-aspartate transmembrane transport
Cellular component (GO): plasma membrane
Molecular function (GO): neutral L-amino acid transmembrane transporter activity; L-glutamate transmembrane transporter activity; glutamate:sodium symporter activity
Source: RefSeq, a predicted model, not a curated record